CUUCUACAUCCUUGCUUAGCUCCUUGGAGCGGUGGUGGGAGCUUCUCUGCUUUACAAAUUCACUCCUGGCGAGGUCCAUGGGAGCCUGGGAGUCAAUGGGGAAAACGGUUUAACAGGCAAGCAUCCUCCUGUCUACGCUUAUUAUUUUCUUAUCUACACAGCUAAAGAGAUUUGUCAGAGAAUCAGCAAUUAAGAAAACCUGGGUGAGCCAAAACUUUCCUUCUUUUUUACUCACGGAACUAAGGGAGAAGAAAAUAAAAAUAGCCUAUCUUUUUUUAUUGCAAAAAGCUGACAUGGAAAAUAGCAUUAUAAAGAUUACAACGGAUGAGGGUUUUCUUUUUGACUUAUAAGACUUUGGUGUAAUAUAUGUCUGGGACUAUUUUUUCUGAUCUACUUUUUUUUUUUUGACGAAUCUGCUCAUUUUUUCUGCUACUAGUUUUUUGGACGCUGUGAACUAAAGCUGUUUUUGCACUUCUGGGCAUAUAAGAGAUAAGGGCUGUCUAGAGUGUGACGCCAGUUGGUUUGAAAGAUUAACUCCUUUGUAACUGGAUAAAGAAAUAAACUGUUCUUUGCUUGGGACAUUGAAAAUUGAAGGAGUUUUGUUCCUUUGGCUUUAAGAAUGACAGUUAAGAAGAUCAUGGAUGUACAAGAAGGGACUUUAUCUUUAGACAUGUUUCAGAAAAUAAUGAAUGGGAUUAACUCAAUAAAACAAGAACUGAGAAAUAAUAGUCAAGCGUGGAGAAUUGAAUUUGACGAAAUGAGACAGGAGCUGAAAGGAAUUCAGGAUUCUGUGAGAAAGGAGAAUAAAGAUGGAUCUGGAAAGCCAAAAAAGGAUGAAAGAGAAAUUAAAGGCAAGGUUCAAACUAUGGAGAUUGGAUUAAAUAUGGAUAUGGAAAAAGAUUUGGAUUUCCUGGCUGUGAUGGAUUCUGGAGACAAAUAUUACAGUUUGGAACUCAGCGCUGUCACUGAAGGAAUUGAAGAGAUUGGAGAUAAAGAUAUUAUCGGUUCAAAAAAAUUCCUGGACUGGAAGGAUUUGAUGGAACUUGAAAUGGAGAAAGCUAACAGAAUUAAUCCCUAUUUUGUGUCAAUGGAAAAAUCUUCAAGAGAUGUGCUAGUGUAUCAUAUAAAAAAGAGGAACAGAGAUGCGGCUUUGCAACAAUACUUCAGUGAUAUGUUCGGAACUGAUGGCAAGAAAAUAUCUGUGAUAAAAGAAAUUCCUAUCAGACUCUUAUUAUAUGACUAUGACAGCAAGAUUAUUGGGCACGUAAAGAUGGAAGAUGGAAGAUGGAACCAAUACGGAUAAUGGAAGAAGAGCGAUUUGAAAUUACUGGAUUUAGUAGACUUGAUGAGUUGGAUUAAUUGACAUGUUUAUCUAGAAAAAAAAUUGAUGGACAUAUAUCUCAAGAAUUGGAAACUUCUCUUUGACUUUUUGUGGAAGAAUAAAAUGAUAUGAUGUUAAUGAGAUUUGUAACCAAUUAAGAUAACCGCUGGAGGAAGGUGAUUUUAUAAUCUAUAAGAUACAGGCUUGUUAUAUAUUAUAGAC
Messenger RNA from Rhineura floridana, 1543 nucleotides. RefSeq lists its product as uncharacterized. Lineage: Eukaryota; Metazoa; Chordata; Lepidosauria; Squamata; Rhineuridae. The coding region runs from base 620 to 1303 and encodes 227 amino acids. The record is from RefSeq and is a predicted model, not a curated record. The transcript is spliced from 2 exons.